This is a messenger RNA of Rotaria sp. Silwood2, 1431 nucleotides long. Lineage: Eukaryota; Metazoa; Rotifera; Eurotatoria; Philodinida; Philodinidae. The record is from the annotation of a GenBank genome assembly.
AUGUUAUGGAAUAUUAACGAUAUUACAGAGGAUUUAGAAGAUUUUUCUUUGGAUCCUUUGUGUAAUACUCAAUUGAAUCUUAUCGAUAAUUCUGAUUUGUUAAUUUAUCCAGAAAAUGUUUCUGAAAUGGAUUAUAAUUUUUUUAAUUCUGAUUCCAAUACCAUUUCCGCUACCAACGAACAUAUAACAUUUAACAAGAUUGCAGAAUUUUAUACGCGUUUUCUUCUUGAAUUACGAGAAUAUCAUUUACUUCCGCAAAAAAUCGUGCAAUCGAUUUCUUUUUAUAUUUCUAUGUUACUUGACAUGGCUGUUAAAUUGAUUAAAAGGAAAACAUCAACUUCCGCAUUCAUCUCAACCAAUGAUUUGGAUAUUGCUUUCGUACAUAUUAAUUCAAUCAUUAAUUCUAUUUCGAAAAGUGAAUAUCAAUUUUUAAAACAAUGUACGAAGCAUUUCAACUAUGAAGCUCCAACUAAAAUUAUCUUAAAUACCGAUGAUCAACAGGCUUAUUACAUACCAUUAAAACAAAGUUUAAAAAGUAUGCUUGAAAAUGAACAAUUAUUGAAGUCUAUAAUUGAUAAUAUCAAUGCUUUAUCGAAUUGUGCAGCUAAUGACCAAGAUCUAAUCGUGUCAAAUCGACAAGGUCGUUCAAUUAUAUCAAAUAUAUCUCGUCAAGCAAAUAAAAAUGUUUUAUUACUUAAAUUAUAUACAGACGGGCUCUCCAUUACUAAUCCUCUUGGUGCUGAAAGAGAUUCUCAUAAACUCACUUGUUUUUAUUAUCUCUUGGACGACAUGCCUGACAUUGUUCGGUCAAAAGUAAAUUCCAUUGGACUAUUUUGUAUGUGUUAUACCAAGCAUUUAAACGAUCAGAACAAUGUAAAGAUAUUAAUGGAUGUACUUGUAAAUGAUUUGAAUACGCUUCAGAAUGAAGGGAUAACGAUUGCAUGCCCAUCAAGUCGAAUCUAUUUCGUUUUUUCAACUAUAUGUGCUGAUAAUUUAGCCGCACAUGAAGUCGGAGGCUUUCAGAAGACGUUUAGUUCCGGAAGCUUUUGCCGGCAUUGUUAUAUCACUUAUGAACACCGACUUAUUCCUUUAACUGAUUUAUCAUUUCUACCUCGAACCAAGUUGAAGCACGAUAUAGUACUUAGUCAAAUUAUCAAUAAUAAUAAUGAUCAGACUAUACAAGGGAUUAAAUGUAACAGCUGGUUUCAGAAUCUAAUCGGUUUCCAUCCAACUGAAUCAUUACCACCGGAUUUGAUGCAUAAUGUGGCAGAAGGUUUAUGUCCAUUGAUUAUUAGCGUUUUAUUAAAAGAAGCCGUACAACAAAAUAUUUUGACUUAUGCUGAAAUUGAACAACGCACGUCGAACUUUAAUUUUGGCUUUAAUGAUCUGUCUAAUAAACCUCCACCUGUAAAAAAAAAAGCAUUUAUCUAA